UGCAAUAAUAUAAAAUAACAUUUUCUGCAGUUGCGCAAAGAAUCAGAGGAGCUUAACACUAGGAAAUACAUUUGCUGUCUCACUGUGACUUCUUGUAACUGUGAAUAUAUAUUCAGAGGAAAUGUUUUUUUAGACUUUGUUGGUCUACAUGUACUUCUGGUACACACUGUGUUGACUGCGUAUUUCCACUCCUAAAGGGACAACCUGCUAAAACGAGGUCGACUAUCUUUGAGCAAGAAUAAUCAAAAGAAGCCUGCUGGUUUAACAGAUGGACCAUCAGUGGAUUGAGAUGGCAGCUCUGGGUCGGCCCCUGUACGCUGGGAUGCUUUAUGACUGCCGGAAUGAUUCCUACAUCCCCGGGGUCACUCUGUGGGACUCGGUUGCCCUGAAGAAAGACCUGGACACUCACAUCAAACCAAACACCUCCUUCAACAUCAGCACUUCGGACAGCAUCAGCGAGAAGACCAAGCAGCUGGAUAUAAGCUCCUCUCUGAAGGCCAGUGUUCUGGGCGGCCUGGUGGAGGUGUGCGGUUCGGCCCAGUACCUGAAGGACCAGACGAGCUCCCUGCUGCAGAGCCGGAUCACCCUGCAGUAUGGCCAGACCGUGCGCUUCGAGCAGCUCACCAUGACACACCUGGGCCAGGUAAAGUACCCGCAGGUCUUCGAGCAGAAGUCUGCCACACACGUGGUGGUGGCAGUGCUCUAUGGCGCCCAGGCCUUCUUCGUGUUCGACAAGCAGACACAAUCGACUGAGGCCAAGCGCAAGAUGGACGCCAAGCUGCAGGGGGUGCUGCGGAAGAUGCCCGCGCUGUCUGUCGACUGGGACGGGGCUGGGGCCAAGUUCACCGCCAAUGAAAAGGAAGAGCUGAAGACCUUCACCUGCACCUUCUACGGCGACUACCAGCUCAAGAAGAUGCCCACCAACUUCGAGGAGGCCGUGCAGGUGUACAAGGAGCUGCCCACCAUGCUGGGGGAGAAGGGCGAGAUGGCCAUUCCCAUCCGCGUCUGGCUGCUGCCGCUGGCCACCCUGGAGCCCCGCGCCGCCCGCCUGGAGCACAUGAUCCGCAGCAUGAGCGUCUCGGAAGUGGAGUCAGCCGUGGAGGGCCUGGGCACUGCACUGAAGCAGUGUGCAGACCUGCUGCAGGACCCACUCCUGAGCCAGCUAGGCCACGUUCAGGAACGGCUUACAAAAGUCCAGGAGCUGCUGCGCCAAUACACGGUUUCGUUCCGCCGCAAGCUGGCCGAGCUGCUGCGGGCCGUGCGUGGAGGGGAGCAGGAGGAGAGCGCCCUGGAGGAGGCCCUACAUGCCCACCUGGCGUCACCGUUUAGCAGGCAACGGUUGCAGAACUGGCUGAACGACAAAUCCUCAGAGGCCAAGGUGCUGGGGCUGUAUGUGCGCAGCCUCAGCAGCAUGACCACUGUGUGCUCGGCCCAGCAGUUGGAGGAGUUCUGUCUGGAUCCACAGAAGGAGACGGUCAUCUCCUUCUCCUUCACCUCGGUGGACCGCGACGAGCCUUACCUGGAGCAGCUCAGGGUCUACCUGAACCACCACCAUGAGCCCGUCCCGGAGUCCGCGGCAGUGGACGGGCCCGGGCAGAAGCCGUGGUUCUGCUGCAACAAAAUCUCGAAGGUGAUGCGCGAACAGCUCCGCAUCUUCACAGAGCUAAUGGAGGCCAACCGUGGAGAAGGGGUGCGCUCUAUCACCUGCGCCCUAGCUGAUGCCUCACGACCUGGGGCCGACAUCCACCUCUUCCACAGGGGGGUCCGCAUACUCCCACUGAGCCUGGAUGCCCCCGAGCCUGCCGUUGUGACGGAUCUGCAGCGCAGCACCGUCACCCUCCGGCUGCCCAAGCCACCGGCCGGGGCGGUGCGCUACCGACUGGAGCUUGCGGAGAGGGAAGGGAAUCCCGACGAACCGCCAGGUCCACGACAGCACAUCAAGUGGACCAGCACGGAGACCCAGGGCAUGCCCAACACAUGGACAUUCUCAGACCUGAACCAACGCAGGACGUACUUGUUCAGGUACAGGGCUGUCACUGAUGUUCUGGUGGGUCUGUCCAGCAAAGUGACCCAGUUCCAAACAAAAGGGUAUUUUAAUUAGUUCUAUUACAACUUUUGAUCAAAUAAUAAUAAUAACAACAAUAAUACUAAUUUAAUUAUUAUUAUUGUUGUUGUUUAUUAUUAUUGACAACAUAACAUGUGGAAAUCAGUUUAGAGCACAGAUUGAAGACUCAAGUAGUAUGGACUGAUAAACUGUACUGCAGUCAGAGAUAGAGCCAGGUGAGAAUGGGCAGCUCUGAUUUAAAAAGGGAUGCUGAUGACAAGAUGAGGGGGAUAGAGAAAAACCGCCUUUCCCAGUCGCUUCCAAUUCACUCAGAAAAACACUCACACACUAGAGUCAGUAUUCAUAUUUUGUAGUUACAUUCAGCACAUAGUUUAAUCCAAAGCAAUUUAAAUGCAAUUACAAUGUUUAUGUGUUGAAUUGUUACCCUGAAGACCAUUUACUUUAUAAUUUGCAGAAAGGAGUCUAGAUAUAUUUUGCAACUCAGAGAGAUUGAAAAAUAAACUUAAAUGAAUAUCUGCAUUGCCGAGUUUAAGUGCAGGCCACUGUGAAUAGGGUUACCAUGUUUUACGGGCUACAAAUGAGGAACUUCUCUAUGUGUCCACCAGGGUGUAUUAACUGCCUAUUUGUAUGGUUUCCUUCUGUCAUUAGGUUGUUUUUCUUUGUUUGCUUGUUCUCUCAUUUGGUCAAAUAGAAAUGUAUAUUUAUUUGACCUUUGAUCUGUGUGGAGUGCAUUUCUACUAUGUCGACAUUAAUUGUAAACGACUCAUGUUUAGAUUUCAUAUAUGGCCCAGUGAAAAUUCUCGCUGCACUCUUUAUACAUUUACUGAAGAAGCUAUUUACACUCGCACAGUUCUGCUCUACAUUUCAGUUCCUGUUACCUUCUUCAGUUCUGCCUCUGACAUUAUUGUGGUAAUACACAAAGUGGAACCUUUGACCACUGGUGCUUUUUAAACCUUUACAUAUGUAUUCAGUUAUUCAAAACAGAGCUGCAAUAAACCUAUUCUGGUGUGUAA
Molecule: messenger RNA, 3078 nt
Organism: Clupea harengus (Atlantic herring)
Lineage: Eukaryota; Metazoa; Chordata; Actinopteri; Clupeiformes; Clupeidae
Product: neoverrucotoxin subunit beta-like
Exons: 3
Coding region: 269-2101 (610 amino acids)
Source: RefSeq, a predicted model, not a curated record